AUCAUUUGGCUAUUGGGGCUGGUGUUCAAUAAAAUGAAUAUUAAUGAUGAUACUUUUGCAAAUAUAAUUGAAAAGUCUAAAUGUAGCGGAAAACAAUCAAACAAACUUGAAUAUGUAUCACUUCUCAGAGAUAUAUUUGAUCAAAAACUAUUCCCGAAUGACUUCGAUAACUGGACAGUGCAAGAACAGUACAUAUGGAUAAACAUGAAUAUUGUCAAAUUUUUUCAAAACGUACCACAAUCUUUGAUUAACUUUGUACCGGCCGCUUUUCACGAAAUCAAUCUUGACCGAUCUUCUAUGGAAAAACCUAAAUGGUUGGAUGUACAAAAAUAUCGUAGAGGACAAAAAUUUGUGGAUGACCAUUAUGGCUCAGUGAUAUUUGCCAAAAUACUAGGCGUUAUGCAUAUGUAUAGUUUCAACCCGACUCUGAAGGCGAUAAUUCUGUCAGAACGUUCUCAUACGCCAUAUUUACAAUUCCAAAGACAUUUGGCGACUAUAAAACGAAUAUUCAGCUGGUACAAUGGAGAGCCAUGGAUCGAAGGAACGCCAGCUUAUACAGAUUUACAAUAUACAAAUAAAAUGCACUUAAUGAUGAGAAGAAAAUUACGAGAGCUUACCAAUGAACAAAUUGACAAUGAGGCAAACUUUGUAGAUCCGUGGUGUCCAGACCGCGAGUUAUUGUUAAAAGAUUUUGCUGAUGCGUGUCCAUUUGAGAAGAUCGGACAACGUCCUCAUAUUAUGAUAGAGAAAUCACCAUAUAAUCCAAAAGGAAUAAAUAACGCAGAUUUUGCAGGCGCACAAUGCAGCUUUAUGAGUAUGGUUGUGUUCUGUCCGCAACACAUCGGGUUGCACGAUGCGACUAACGAAGAUCUAGAAGCUUUUUGUCAUAUGUGGAGAUGUUACGGCUAUUAUCUCGGAUUAGAAGACAAGUAUAACUUUUGUCGUGGUAGUCUUGAAGAAAUAAAACAACGCAUAAAAGAUCUCUAUGACUAUUGGGUAAUUCCUAAUUUUAAAGAUCAUUCACCGGAAUGGGAACACAUGACACGAUGUCUCGUCGAACCUAUGAACUAUUUUCCUUUUGUGUACAUUCCUUACAAGGCGAUGAUAUUAAUAGCUACAGACAUAUUAAAUUUAAAUAUGCCCAAUUUAUAUGGAUCCCUUAAUUACACAGAAUGGAUUGCUUACAAAAGCUGGACAUUUCUAUUACGCAAAGCUUUAAAAUUUUCUAUCAUUCGAUACAUCUUUAACAAAAUGGUACGUAAAAUAAUAAAUACAGCAAUGAAUUUCAGUCCAGAGCAGCUAACAAAACUUCAAGAAAAAUCAGAUAAACAGUUAAAGCAAAGAUAUAAAAGUUCAUAAAAUAUUUUUGUAAAAAUAAUGCAUGGGCAAUGAAAAUGAGAAGAAAAUAACGAUAGGAAUAGCGAUAACAAUUUCAAGCCGUUAAACUAAUACAAUCCAUAUAACAUUAUAAGACAUAAACUUGAUUUAAUCUAAACCAUAAGAUCGGAUUAUAUACAGUGUAUAAAAAGUACCGGUAUCGCGAAAAAUCUCGAAAACUAAGCAUUUUACAAAAAAGUAUUUCUUAAAAAGAUAAAAGAUUAUAGUGUUUUAAAGGAUCUAUUUACGAGUCUUAUCAGUUUGACCUUAAAUGACAUUCUUUUUUUUAUUAUUACAGAAAUACAAGAAAUAUUUUUAACAAUUUAAACAAAACUUUCUUUUUACUUCUGUUUAUGUCACUUUGUAGCACUUAACUUGAUGUGAAACUUUUGUUUCUAACAUUUUUCUGUAUCUCUUGUACUUUAAGAGAUAUACGAUAAGAGAGCAAAAAAGUAUAAAUAUAAGCGUUCUUAUAUUUUUGAAGUCAAAAAUCAUACCUUGAAAGUAAAGGUAUAGAUAUGUAAAAUAGAUAUCGUUACUUUUGAUACUUUAUAGAUAUCGAUACUUUGAUUUGAAUACUGUAAUAAGUACUGGUAUCAAAACUUUACUGGUAUCGAAUCAACUCUACUCACGUGCACUGGCUACUUACUGCGACGACACCACUCUGUAACAAAAUAGAAUUCUAUUGUUAGAUUCAUAAUUUGUAAAAAAAAUUAGGUGUACCCUAAUACAUAUUCUAUUGUAAUGGAAAAAAUUGUAAAAUAAAACUUGAAAAUUGAAAACACUGAUAAAGAAUUAUAAUAAAGCAGUAAAAGAUAUA
This is a messenger RNA of Pseudomyrmex gracilis, 2197 nucleotides long. RefSeq lists its product as uncharacterized. The coding region runs from base 34 to 1359 and encodes 441 amino acids. The record is from RefSeq and is a predicted model, not a curated record. Lineage: Eukaryota; Metazoa; Arthropoda; Insecta; Hymenoptera; Formicidae. The transcript has 5 exons.